Messenger RNA from Notodromas monacha, 2909 nucleotides. The record is from the annotation of a GenBank genome assembly. NCBI's taxonomy places the organism in Eukaryota, Metazoa, Arthropoda, Ostracoda, Podocopida, Cyprididae.
CAAGAGAUUCAUCUUGAUCUAUAAUCCAAUUAAUCAAUACUAUAAUCCUCAAAGGCUGCGAGAAAGCGUCGGAAUCUAAUUACUAUAUUCAGCACAAAAAGUUCAAGACUGAGCGGGAGAAUCGUUUCAUAACAUCCUGAAGCUCGUUUUUCACUGUGAAAUAUUCGGAAAGACUUGCAUGGAUUGACCAACUCCCUCCGGCGAUUAUUGUCAAUGCGCAGAAUAUUAGAAGAUUGUGAAAGUGUUUCAUCUUGGCUUCUUAUCCGUACUUGUACAAAAUUCCCUUCCCGGGGGGUUACGUCGUACUUUCCCCGAGGUGAUGUGCUGGAAGCAACCGAAGACUUCGUCCCACGAAUUGGCUUUCUGGAAGUAAGCCAAGAGUUAGUUGCUGGUCGAUCUACUUUGUUGGUUUCUGUGGAAAACUAAGCAAGAAAAGAACAAUGGGACUCGAAGACAUCAGCGGAUUCUUGAUGGGGCUCGCAACCGGAACACUAAUGGGUGGUGCGUUGGGUUUCAUGUUUGUGGGUGGUCCCCAACCGCAGCAACACUUCGUCCAAGAUGGCGGAAGUAAUUUUGCAGAUCCGACUUCCGGCGAGUACCUGGCGGCGAGGCGAUCAACAAAUAAGACCAUGCCCGUGAAACCGGUCAUGAAACCCGGUACUAUUGUCACCCGUGGUGGCGCGUACCAUAACCCUGACAGAACAAUGGGACUCGAAGACAUCAGCGGAUUCUUGAUGGGGCUCGCAACCGGAACACUAAUGGGUGGUGCGUUGGGUUUCAUGUUUGUGGGUGGUCCCCAACCGCAGCAACACUUCGUCCAAGAUGGCGGAAGUAAUUUUGCAGAUCCGACUUCCGGCGAGUACCUGGCGGCGAGGCGAUCAACAAAUAAGACCAUGUCCGUGAAACCGGUCAUGAAACCCGGUACUAUUGUCACCCGUGGUGGCGCGUACCAUAACCCUGACAGGGAACCCGUGGCGCCGGGCGGCGAUGCUCCGACCGCUCUAAUGAAUGACGCUGGCAAAGGAGGCCACAUGACACAGCANAAAUGUGUAAUGGAGCGAUCGAUUGAGUUGUUCCGCUGGGUGCUGGCAGAGCUCGCAAAAAGGAAGACGGGUCAGGAAGGGGACCCUGGGACCGAUGGGUUCAUGCAGUCCUUGUUUGCCCUGGGUGCUGCAGGUUUCAUCGGACUGGUUCUUGUGAUCUUGCGAGAGGGGCCAGGGCCACUGUCACCUUUCGUGCCGCAUAAAUCCUGCCCUGGACUUGAAGAUUCCAGCAACAGAAUGCGGGGAACGACGUUGCACGAUUCUGCCGUCAAUCAGAGGAAGCAGAACAACCAAGCUGGCGCGGAAAGUUCGAGAAGCAAUUAUCGCAUCGCUGCGUUUCGGGCGCUGGCCGACCGAACCCUGUUCAGAACCCGUUGGCCACGUAAACCCCUCGCGGAUUCCAGCAAAAAUUCCCCGAAUUCCCUCUUGAGGCCCUUCAAAUCCUGUCCCCACCGAUUUCACGCCAUUCCAGCGAAAAACGACAGGGACAGCGCGGGACUUGAUCAAUUUUCCAACAGCAAGUCACAAAUUGACGACCGGUCCGGAUCCGGACGCAAUGCUUUUCGAGGCGGGAGAAAUGAAGCGGUUCGCGUGAUCGGAACUUCCUGCUUUGGGUAUCGAACAGUCGUCUCCAACUUUGCCAAUUCCACGGAGAAGCUCAUCGGAAGAUGGCCGACUUUGCACAAAGUGACCAGCAAUGAGCAGAAAACUGAAGAGGAAACUGCUGUCACUGCUCCAGCUACGAUGUCGGAGGAUAAUAAUUCGCGAGUUUCUGUUGGAUUAUCUGCCUACGUCGUCUCUGACCAUCAGAUUGGUGCUGGAACAUCGCCAGGAAACUCUCCAAGGAUGUCUGGGGAACCCAGUUCGGCGGGUUCUCCAAACGCGGAAGCAGAAAUCUCUCUGGGAGCAUCGCCGUUCGUGGAACGCGAAGUCGAAAUUCAGGAAAUUGUGGCGGAAAGAUCUGCUUUGAGAGACCUCUGCCCGAGGCUAAAACCAGAACUUGUGGAUAUUUGCACAGGACCUGACUCACGUCUUCCCCUGAGUCCCGUGUCAAACAGGAGCCAGUCAAAAACAUCGAAUAUCCCGAGCAGGUCGGAAAGUUCUUCGAAAACAUUCAAAAGGCGACUUGAGGAUGAGAUGGACAAGCGAGAAAUUUGCGCGGGUCCUGAUACCCCGCUGCCAUCUGUGCCAAUGUCGAUUCGCAGUGGACCCCGAACCUCCAGCUGCAAGGCUGUCAGCCCUGGCUCGGAAAGAAGUCCGAGGAGAUCCUCCAGAUCCUCUGAUCUCCAUCCGGUUUCACCUGGCACUUUAAAAAAUAACAGCUAUCAGUCUUCCGGGAGAGCCAGUGAUGUUGCAGAAGAAUCCAUGAUGUCUGAAGACGAAAAGGAGAUGACAACCAGGCGUACAUCCGAAGACGUCAAAGAAGUGGUAACGAUGAACUCAUCUUCCGAACGUGAUUCUUCCAUUUGCAAAAGGUCGAAAAGAACUUCGAAAAACAGAUCGUCGAAAUCCGUGCGAUCAAUCAAGCUGACUCAGAAAAUAAUGACGACGAAAUGCCCCAAGAAUAAACGCGAAGCCCCGAAAAGCCUCAGCAAGAAUGACGCCGAAGUCCAGUAUUCCAUCAAACCUAGUCCAAAAAUAAGCCGGUCGUCACUCGUUCGUGACUGUGGUGUCCAGUAUUCCCGAACUGGAAGCCCUAAAAUGAGAAACGACGUCAAAUGCGCCCCAGUCGUGCAGCAAACCAACAGCAGGAUCGGCAUUAAUUGCAGCAUCACGCCGAAGCGAGGGAAUAAGCCGAAAAUCUCGACAGAGAACAAUACAAUUCAGAAAGUGCUAGAAGGUGUCGAUCCAACCCUCGAGUCCUGA